Molecule: messenger RNA, 2469 nt
Organism: Rhopalosiphum maidis (corn leaf aphid)
Lineage: Eukaryota; Metazoa; Arthropoda; Insecta; Hemiptera; Aphididae
Exons: 8
Coding region: 376-2424 (682 amino acids)
Cellular component (GO): Golgi apparatus
Molecular function (GO): protein binding
Source: RefSeq, a predicted model, not a curated record
GGUCCCCGUGGUACCGUUGUUGCGAGCGGCAUAUUGUUACCGACACGUUAUAAUUAGCUCGCUCGCUAAUCCGCCGUGUGAGGAGUUCGCGGCCACUCUCACGCUCACACUCGCACUCACUCACUGCCCUCAGGCGUGUGAAGAUCGCCGCUGUGUGGACGCGGCGUUGCAGAUGACCAUCAUUACAGCCCGCCGAGACGAUCGCGCGCCGCACCACCAUCGUUGCAGACUCGGUGGCGGUGGACUCGUCGUUCGAUAAAAAAAAAAUUCCUCUGCAAGCUGUGUAUAAUAAUUUUAUAAUUACUAUAAUACUGCAGCGCCUGGCAAUAUUCACGAUCGUACCAGAAGCAGCUUAUACCCUAUAUAGAUAGUAAUAUGUGGACUCCGGUAUCGUUUACAAGUGACAAUAGUGUUCCACCAUCAAGAUCCAAGCAUAGCGCUGCUGUUCACGGUAACCACAUUUAUGUGGUCGGCGGUCGGAAUGGCAAUUGGCCCCUUAAAGACAUAUGGAGAUAUGCCCUGUCGAAUAACACCUGGGAACAGUUGCACCCGACAGGAGAUACAUUGCAAAAUUUGCAAGAACAUACAGCAGUCGUUUAUCAAGACAAGGUUUACGUUUUCGGCGGAGAAGUGGGAUUUUCAUCUGCCUCUGAGUCUCCACUAUGGUCUUACAGUAUUAAGGAUAAUCUAUGGAAAAAAGUUAAAGGAAAAUCCGGUUCAAAUGUGCCAAAAGGUAGAAGAGGUCAUACUGCAUUAGUAUACAGAAAUUCAAUGAUUAUUUAUGGAGGAUAUAGAGACUUAAAAGGAUCCACAAAUGAAAUGUGGGCUUUCCACUUCGAUACUGAGUCAUGGCAUUUACUUUCUCAAGGAAGAGUACUUCCACCAGCGAGACACAAACAUUCAGCAAUCAUACACGACGAUAUAAUGUGGGUAUAUGGCGGAAUGACUGAUUUACACGAAAGAUCAGAUUUGUGGAAAUUUGAUUUUGUGAAGAAAAAAUGGAGUGUCUUGAAGACCAAAGUAAAUCCAGGUUUAUUGCAUGGCCACAGUGCUACUAAAGUGAUGGGUUCUAUGAUUAUUUUUGGCGGAAAAAAAGGAGGACAGUUUAGUAAUGAUUUGUGGAAGUUUUAUUUUGCUACCGAGACUUGGGAGAAAGUACACACAACUUAUCCGCAGCCCCCACCGAUCUGCGAAGCAGUAACGUUAACGGUGUUGGAAACGACGUCAACCUCGACGACUAAGAGCAGUCGCGAGAACGGCGUACAGUCGCCGAUUGUGGUUCGGCGGUCCAGAAGUGGCCGAUCCGCUGACAGACAACAACAUAGCGGCAGUGGUGACCGGGAUCACAGCGGUCAUCUACAUCAGUUUCAUCAUCAGUGCAGAUCCGAGUCUCGGGCGUCGUCUUUGGGUGGUUCGAAUGUGAACAUCCUGAAAGAGAUAUCGAAAUUGUCGCAACUCAACCUGUACCGGCUGGCGCAUAACAAAACUUAUAGUGUUCUGAGCAGCACAGAUAGUGUGGUUUCAGCCGAUGCUUCACAUGUGCAGCAACAGCAGCAGAACAUGGUCAAGUCUCAGUCGGCGAACGUUAUCGCUCGAUCGUUGAUAUCGCCGGUAGUGUCGAACGCGUCACCGUCAGGCUACAAGUCGUCGUUCCCACCGUGUAGGAUGCCCCGAGAUCCGAUGUCCGUGCCAAAUUUCGGCGUGGCCCUAACCCCUGUCGAAGCAACCAAACUGGUAUAUCUUGAGGGCGAAGAGGCGCCGAGCCCGCGCGUCGAAUUUGAUCACGAUUUCGGAUCCGUGCACAUGCGGUUUCAUCCCAAUGGACCGCUGUCGUCCGGGUCGUCGACCCUUAAUAACAAGACGCUCAACCGCCGUAGCUAUCCGAUGACCAGUUCCGCAUCCGCCCGGUUUGGCAACCCGUACAGCACGCCUGAAGAACCAGGCGAAAUCACUUCUGGGUAUGUCAGCAUUGAGACGGUGCACCAGUCACCUAACAGUGGCGACGGGCCUAUGUGUUUUUCCAACCCUAAUUACAUGGUGGCUGACAUACAAAACGCCAUAUCUAAAGGUGAUUACGUUAAACUCAACAGUCCGCCGGACAGCCUGUUGGAGGACAGCGACAACGCGUUUGAAAUGCGUGACAUGAACCGUCCUGCGCCUCCCAAGACUCUUGCGCUCAACUCGUCGACGGCGUUUAAUUCGAGCUCGGACGUCCGGUCGUCGACAAAAGCGGCGCGGGCUGCGAGCGCUGGACGGGCGUCCGCCAUUGGUCGCGGCGGUGGUGGCAUGGUCGUCGAGAACCAUCAAGUCAAAGAGUACGCGGUAUACCUUUUGGGUGGCACAGAACGCGACGGUUCUGUAACCGUGUUCAAAAAACCCAUGGCCGUGUGGAAGCUCAGCAUGUUCUUCAGGAACGUACAGUGAUGUUGAGACCACAACAGUAUAUCUAAUAAUAUGUAGCUGGGAAGA